Molecule: messenger RNA, 2187 nt
Organism: Peromyscus eremicus (cactus mouse)
Lineage: Eukaryota; Metazoa; Chordata; Mammalia; Rodentia; Cricetidae
Gene: Kansl2
Product: KAT8 regulatory NSL complex subunit 2
Exons: 10
Coding region: 142-1608 (488 amino acids)
Cellular component (GO): NSL complex
Source: RefSeq, a predicted model, not a curated record
GGCGGCGUGCGGGGGCGUGGGGGCGGGGCGCGCCGUUGCAGUGGUGCCGCGUGGGGCUGGCGCGGCGCUUCCGGUCUGCUGCUGCUGCUGCUGCGGCGGCGGCGGCGGCGGCGGCGGCGAUUCGGCCAACGUGGUUUUGGUAUGAACAGGAUUCGGAUUCACGUCUUGCCAACGAAUCGGGGGAGGAUCACCCCAGUGCCCAGAUCGCAGGAGCCCCUUUCUUGUUCCUUCGCUCACCGCCCAUGCUCCCAACCGCGCCUGGAGGGGCAGGAGUUUUGCAUUAAGCAUAUUCUUGAAGACAAGAAUGCACCCUUCAAACAAUGUAGCUACAUCUCGACGAAGAAUGGCAAACGGUGUCCCAGCGCUGCCCCCAAGCCCGAGAAGAAAGAUGGGGUGUCUUUCUGUGCUGAACAUGCGCGAAGGAAUGCCCUAGCACUUCAUGCUCAAAUGAAGAGGAACAACCCAGGCCCUGUGGGUGAAACCCUCUUGUGUCAGCUGAGCUCAUAUGCUAAACCAGAGCUGGGCUCGCAGACCCCAGAGAGCAGUCGCAGUGAAGCUAGCCGGAUCCUGGAUGAAGACAGCUGGAGUGAUGGGGACCAGGAACCCAUUACUGUGGAUCAGACAUGGAGAGGUGACCCUGACAGUGAAGCUGAUAGCAUAGACAGUGAUCAAGAAGAUCCCCUAAAACAUGCUGGUGUCUACACAGCCGAAGAAGUGGCUCUUAUUAUGAGAGAAAAGCUAAUUCGUUUGCAGUCUCUGUACAUUGAUCAGUUUAAACGGCUCCAGCACUUACUCAAAGAGAAGAAGCGCCGUUACUUACACAGUCGGAAAGUGGAACAUGAAGCUCUAGGCAAUAGUCUCCUGACUGGCCCAGAGGGACUUUUAGCCAAAGAAAGAGAAAACUUAAAGCGACUAAAAUGUCUCAGGCGAUACCGUCAGCGCUAUGGCGUCGAAGCCUUACUCCACCGGCAGCUGAAGGAACGCAGAAUGCUGGCCACAGAAGGGGCUGCUCAGCAGGCUCACACCACUCGCUCCAGUCAGAGGUGCUUGGCAUUUGUGGAUGACGUCCGUUGCUCAAAUCAGUCUCUUCCAAUGACCAGACACUGCCUUACCCAUAUUUGCCAGGAUACAAAUCAGGUUCUCUUCAAAUGCUGCCAGGGAUCUGAAGAAGUACCCUGCAACAAACCAGUUCCUGUAAGCCUUUCUGAGGAUCCCUGCUGUCCACUGCAUUUCCAGUUGCCUCCUCAGAUGUAUAAGCCCGAGCAGGUACUGUCUGUGCCAGACGAUCUGGAAGCCGGCCCCAUGGAUCUGUACUUGAGUGCUGCCGCGCUUCAGCCCACUGAGAGUUUACCACUGGAGUUCAGUGAUGACUUGGACGUUGUAGGUGAUGGCAUGCCGUGCCCUCCAUCCCCCUUGCUUUUUGAUCCUUCGCUGACACUUGAAGAUCAUUCCGUCAGAGACAUUGCUGGAGGCCCAGGCCAGAUGCAGGUGGCUGGGGAUGGGUGCAGACCCCAGGGACCUCGGAAUUUAGAGAAAGCCUGUGCAUCAUUCCCUCAGCGUGGAUUGGCUGCUGCAAAUGGAAACCCAGAACCUACUUCCAUCAGUUGACAGUUCCUUCUGGAGAUUGUUUGACUUUGGUGGGCCUGAACUUUCCAUUCUUCAAACAAGUAUCUCUCUACUCAUCUCUCACUAAACAGGGACAACCCAGACUACAUUGUUGUUCUUCGGGGCUGUAGAGUGCUGUAACCAAACAUAAACCAAUUGUGAGGAAUGGAUCUUUAGUAUUUAAAAGUUAUGGAAUUCUUUGCAAGGAAGAGAGUGCCAUAGUCCCUGCCUUUGGGAUGGAAUGAAUAUUGGAGACUAUGCCUGAGAAAGAGACGGGUUUUGUGAUGUGAUUUCCUGCUGCUAGGCAGGGGCUGUGGUCAGGAAUGGCGCUCCUCAGGUGCUGGCUGUUCAGUGUCUGGCUAUCUGUAUCUAAAGACCUGUGUUUCAGCCUUUCCUCAGCUCCACAUAACUGGGCAAUAUAAACCCCUUUUCCUAGUGACUGACUGAAAAGCAGCUCGCAGGGCUGGGCUUUCCUUUAAUUAUCCUUGCUUUUAUUUAUGUAAAUGUCUGGUGGAUCCCCCAUGUAAAAUAUAGUAAAGUUAUUGUAUAUAGUUUCUAUUAAAUGUUAAAAUAUUAUGGAAA